CUCUAUAGUAGUUCUUUUCCCAACACUAAUAACACAUUUCUCAGAUGUUAAAGCAUUACUAAAGCACACUUGCACCACUUGGUUUGCUUGCUCUUGAGAAAACAAUAUAAGGGUACUUAGAAAAGGAAUGAUUAAUUCUCUUUCUGGUUGCAUGGGAUCUGUCAAGAGUAUGAGUAAUUCGUCAUGCACCAAGACUCAUCAACCUACUUCUGCUAAUGGGUCAUCAUCAGUUUUUGAAUCCAAGAGAACUACUUUAUCUUCUGACUUGGAACACACUAGCUUAACCCCACCAAGCCUUAGCUUUCCUGCUGUGAAAUUUGAGCUGGAUGGAGAUGUUGAAGUCCAGUCACCGGAUAGUUCAUUAUGGGAGACAUUUUUCUCUGAUCAUUCGGAUUCAGAUUUCAUGAUAUUAUCUCCUGUAAGGAACUUGCCAUCACCACAAACUUCAACCUGCAAUUACAACCAUGUGCAUGCGAUGCAAGGACAGAGUUUUUCAGGUUGUUCUCCUCCUCGUCAUUUGUAUCAGCUUGGUUCUUUUAGUAGCAGCCAUAAAGGGAAAGGACAGAGUCCACUCCACAGAGUAUUUAACUCUCCAAAUAACCAAUAUAUGCAAAUUGAGAGCCUUUCUUCUUUGCCUGGUAUUGAGGAUUUUUUGGAUGAUUAUCAAAGAGACGGACUUGUUGGAGGUUACCAACCAACUAGGUUGUCUUCUGGUACUGGAAAUUCAGCAUCAUCGGAACUGUUUGAUAUGCAAACAGCAGCAGGUCCUCCAUUGUUGGAUUGCUUGUCUAUGCCAAGUUCGUCCGUGUUUGGUGGAUCGGUGAGUGAAACAUCACCAAGUGGCUCUCAACUUGCACAGGAUAGAGAUAUUUAUCAUAUGGAAUCUCUGAGAAAUGCACCGCCAUUAUCACAACAACUUCAACAAGAACAGCAGGAGAACCAACGGCAACCACCACCAUCAACAACUCCACCUCCUCCUCCACCGGUAGCAACAACACCUCCGGAGCGACAACAGCAGAAUCUUAACCCUAGCUUGAUGGUACCUCUCCCUAUUGGUCCUGAGCAGGAACAAGAUAGUGGACUUCAACUAGUGCACCUCCUUCUUGCUUGUGCUGAAGCCGUAGCCAAAGAGGACUACAUGUUAGCACGAAAAUAUCUCCACCACCUCAAUCGAGUGGUAACACCUCUUGGCGACUCUAUGCAACGAGUAGCAUCCUGCUUCACUGAAGCUCUAAGUGCUAGGCUAGCUGCAACACUUACAACACAACCGAGUAACACCGCUCCAAAACCCUACUCUUCUUACCCUUCAAACUCCAUGGAAAUUCUCAAAAUCUACCAAAUUGUUUACCAAGCUUGCCCGUAUAUAAAAUUCGCUCAUUUCACUGCUAAUCAAGCCAUUUUCGAGGCUUUUGAAGCAGAAGAACGUGUUCAUGUUAUUGAUCUAGACAUCCUCCAAGGCUAUCAAUGGCCAGCUUUCAUGCAAGCCCUAGCAGCUAGACCUGGUGGAGCUCCAUUUCUGCGGAUAACCGGAGUAGGAUCCUGCAUAGAAAGUGUAAGAGAGACCGGCCGGUGCUUAACAGAAUUAGCUCAUUCUCUUCAUGUUCCUUUCGAGUUUCAUCCAGUAGCUGAAGAACUUGAAGACCUAAAACCCCACAUGUUCAACAGAAGAGUCGGUGAGGCUCUAGCUGUAAACUCCGUUAACAGGCUCCAUCAUGUGCCUGGAAACUGCCUACCGAAUCUCUUAGCCAUGAUUCGUGACCAAGCACCAAACAUAGUGACAAUAGUUGAAAAAGAAGCAAGUCACAAUGGGCCAUACUUCUUGGGUAGAUUUCUUGAGGCAUUGCACUAUUAUUCAGCAAUUUUUGACUCACUAGAUGCAACUUUUCCACCAGAUUCUACACAGAGAGCGAAAGUGGAGCAGUACAUAUUUGCUCCAGAGAUAAGGAACAUAGUGGCGUGUGAAGGGCCAGAGAGAACAGAGAGGCAUGAAAGGCUGGAGAAAUGGAGGAAGUUAAUGGAAGGAAAAGGGUUUAAAGGGGUGCCAUUGAGUGCAAAUGCAGUGACUCAAUCUAAGAUACUGUUGGGUUUGUAUUCUUGUGAUGGGUACAGAUUGACAGAAGAUAAAGGUUGCUUGCUUUUAGGGUGGCAAGAUAGAGCGAUACUUGCUGCUUCUGCAUGGCGAUGCUGAUGAUGAUAAUCUUCUAAUUUCCCUUUCUUUUUCUUUUUUCUUUCCUUAAUUGUUACGUGUAUGUUAGAUUCUUGGGGGCCUCUUUUGUUCGUUUAUCGUUUUUUUUUUCUUUCAAAAAAUUCCUGUCGUUGAUAACCGUACAAGAAAAACAAUACAAGUGCCAAGAAAGGCAAGUAGGGGCGAAGGAAGAUGAUGGGCCUGUUUGCUUUUGUAGAAAAAUGA
Molecule: messenger RNA, 2410 nt
Organism: Ricinus communis (castor bean)
Lineage: Eukaryota; Viridiplantae; Streptophyta; Magnoliopsida; Malpighiales; Euphorbiaceae
Product: GRAS family protein RAM1
Exons: 2
Coding region: 128-2188 (686 amino acids)
Biological process (GO): regulation of DNA-templated transcription
Cellular component (GO): nucleus
Molecular function (GO): sequence-specific DNA binding; DNA-binding transcription factor activity
Source: RefSeq, a predicted model, not a curated record